Messenger RNA from Mobula hypostoma (lesser devil ray), 3590 nucleotides. It is a transcript of the gene snapc5, whose product is annotated as small nuclear RNA activating complex, polypeptide 5. Lineage: Eukaryota; Metazoa; Chordata; Chondrichthyes; Myliobatiformes; Myliobatidae. Gene Ontology annotation, biological process: transcription by RNA polymerase II; transcription initiation at RNA polymerase III promoter. Gene Ontology annotation, cellular component: nucleus. The record is from RefSeq and is a predicted model, not a curated record. The transcript is spliced from 4 exons. Bases 564 to 875 code for a protein of 103 amino acids.
UGGGACUGCCGGAAGCCGAUGGAGGCGGCCUCAGACGGAGCAUUGGGGGGAACGGUGUGGUGCAGGGCUGGUCAACUUCCCAGCUAAACUAAUCAAUUCCUCCUGUACAAGCUCUGCAUUCAUGCGCCUGUUUAAGAACCUCUUGAACAUCCCGAUCAUAUCUGCUUCCUCAUUCUGUGUAAAGAACCUGCCCUGCAACAUCCCUUUUGAAAUUAUCCCCUUGAUGCAUGCCCGCUGAUAUCAGACAUUUCAAACUUGGGGGACAGAUUCUGACGCCGUUCCUGAGAAAACAACCUGAUUCACCCUCUUAUUAGCACAUUGCCUCUAAUCCAGGUACUGACAGAUUGGGAACAACUUUGCUUCGUGUCAUGCUGCCUUUUUUUUGGCCUUUCACUAGCAGUGUACGUGACCAAAGCUGCUUAUCCCGAUCUUCAUACUUGAACUGCUGCUCUCGGUGGGAGUGUGGUGUAUGAGAGAGAGAGAGCGACAGCUUAUAAAGGUGCAGUAAUCCUUGAGUGAAUUAAACAUCAAGCAGGUGAACUGAGGACUGCUUGGAGCUGAGAAUGUUGAGUCGGCUACAGGAGCUGAAAAAGGAAGAGGAAGCUCUGCUGAAGAUCAAAACCACUUUGCAGGAUCAGCUAAACAGACUCAAGGUGGAAGAGUUGGCCUUGCGAUCCAUGAUCACAACCAAAGAGCAAGGUGACACAGUUGACAAUGACGGGAGUGGACAGGCACCUGAAUCUCUAGAGUCUUUGAUGCAGGUAGACAAUGAAUGUGCCAUCAAUCAAACCCAGCUUCAGCUGAGCACAUCCCAGUUCGUUACUCAUGUAAGACAGGAGGAGGAGGAGGAGGAGGAGGAAGAGGAAUACAAUUAAAUGAAAUUUUGCGGCAAGACUAACAGUGCACAGGUGUUUGCAAUAAUUUUUUUCAAGCCGAAGAUGAAGAUGAUGGUAGGACAGAUAUCAGGCUAUGCGUGAUGCAGUCUGUAACUUCUGAAACAUUAUGUGGAAUUUGAAUCUAGAAGGUGGUCUUCAUUGCUGCACCUCCUGGAUGGAAACUGAGAAGGAAAGGCUGCAGAGGCGGUGGAAAUGAGUGACCUGCAUAGAAAUGUGUUAUUGACACAAAGCUGACAAGUCACUGGGACUUGAAAAAAUGAAAUCAGAUGUGCAAGAAUACACGAGAAGUAGGAGGAUGUGAAGUUUCAUGAUUCUGAUGUUUAUUGGAAGGUUGCUGGGGUCUUAGAACAAUAUUGCUGGAUAUCUGAAUUAUAGUCAUACACUGCAGACAUCUUUUAUUGAUUCAUUGCAUCACGUAGGGAUCUCUGAUGGUAACUAACUAUUAAAGCAGUAUUUUAAAAUAAAGGUCUGUGGAAAAAGUACUGAAAUAUUGUUGGCCUCAACUAGAUAAUACCCCACUCCUAAAUAUGGCAAAGAAGGAUGAGAUGUUUGUUUCCAAGAGUGAGGUCAAGUUGUGGUCCACCCCAAGAAGAAGGAGGUGCUCUCAUGGAUUGAUGUUUUAUGGGGUAUUGAAUGAUUUUUGUACUGCUGCAUGUUAGCCUAUGAAUUGUUAUCUAUAGAACCAUUACUCCCACUCCUUACUCAGCCAUCUCUAGACUCCUGUAAGUGUCCUCCCAGGUAGCAUGAUUGGAACUCUGUAAAAUUGCUCUUGCAUUUUGGGUGGUGUGAACCACUGAAUUACCUUGCAGACAAGUUCAUCUUGUGUUCUGGUUUAUCAUGUGGAGCCUCGCCUCCCUCUAAUCGCCUGCUGUGCUGACUCUGGUCACGGAAUGGCAGGCCACAGAUUUGUAAGAUUUGCCCAGUGCUUUCAAUCAUUACCUGGUGUUUAUCCACAUCACUGUUUUAUCGUGGAACAGCGUGCCAGUGAACUGUGAACCAGUGGGUGUUCUAUGGCUACACACACUGGCACUUUAGUGAUGACAGUUCAAAUGGUAAAGUGUAAUUGGGGCCAUGGUAUGAGGAGGGGGCUUUGUAGAUGUAACGGCUACUAUUUUCAAAUUACAAACACAAAAUAAUCUGCAGAUGCUGGGGUCAAAGCAACACUCACAACACGCUGGAGGAACUCAGCAGGCCGGGCAGCAUCCAUGGAAAAGAUCAGCGUGUUGUGAGUGUUUCAUUUUCAAGUUACAAAUUUGUAUUUUGAAUCCAAUUAUAUAUUCAUUCUCAUGUAAACCUAUUGUCACUUCAUCCUGCCAGUGAUGAGGCUCUCUGUACUCCACAGUCAGGGAACGAUAGGUUUGAGUACAUCAUUACAAAUUUACUUUGAACCAACAUUCAUAAAUGUAGCUUCAGUUAAAAAUGUGGAUUAACGUGUUUCUCAUUAUAAGUGUGUGUAAGAUCUUACAUAAAAGUUAAUGACGCAAUAAAUAAUUAUACAACAGGAGGAGGCAGUGAACACAAUUGGUUGGGAGGUUCUUGUUGAAACCUUGAAAAGCUAUGAACAUAAUUUUUUUAAAUGUUCCAAGAUUUGUGAGACUGAAUUUCUAGAAUUGAAUAGUAUGCAUUCAACAGAGCCCACUAACGUGGCCAGUGAAGCCUUUUGCAUUCAGUCCAUCUGUAGUGUGUUAUACUUUCUAUCUGAGUUUGAUUUAAAACUCGCCCAUCAGCCUGCUGUUAGCACUGACAUACUCUAAGUCCUGAUGAAAUUGGUUGAUUUUUGGCAGCAGUACAGUACAAUACAUAAAAAAAAUUAGAAGAAGCCAUAUAUACACACACUCUCAGUGGCCACUUUAGUGCCUGUGUAUGUGCGGUGCUACUAGAGUGCCUGUGUAUGUGCGGUGCUACUAGAGUGCCUGUGUAUGUGCGGUGCAAAAAAAGAGCGAAAGUAGUGAGGUAGUGUUCAUGGGUUCAUGGACCGUUUAAAAAUCUGGUGGCAGAGGGGAAGAAGCUGUUCCUAACAUGUUGACUGUGUGUCUUCAGGUUCCUGAAUCUCCUCCCUGAUGGUAGCAAUGAGGAAAGGACAUGUUCUGGAUGGUGAGGGGCCUUAAUGAUGGAUGUUGCCUUUUUGAGGCAUUGCCUUUUGAAGAUGUCAUUGAUCUGUAAGAUGCUCAGAAAGAGAGGGGAGUGGAGAAAAGGAGAGAGGUGCUGUGUGUUCAGGUGGACAGCAGAGCAGGAAUAAGAUGAUCACAGUCUCCGUUCUGUAUCCUGUUCUAAUAAAGAACUGAAAGGUUAACUUAUUAACGCAUGCAGUCUGACCUGAGAAUUUUUGGUAUUUUCAUUAAUUACAGUCAUGUAACCAGCGUGGUUCAGACUGUACUUGGGGUUUGUUCACAUUGUCAGAGUGUGUCUGAGCCCAUUUCAUUUGGACUUGCAGAUCCAGGUAGAGCUAAAGUAACUCGGACUAUAAUGUGAAAUGGGAUCAGAAUCAACUGUUCCACCUCCUGGAGAAGUUUAUUCAAGAUUCAGUAUUGUUCAAUGUCAUUCCCAGUGCACGAGUGUAAAGGAGAACAAAAUUAUUGUUACUCUGUAUCCAGUGCAGCACAAAAAAUAAAAUACAAUAGAAAACAAUAAAUAUAAAUACAUAAGAUAGUUUAUCUAUAUUGAUUGUAUGUCCAUAAAGUGAUACUAGGCACA